CCCGUUGUGACUGCAAUAAACAAAUCAUGUGAUCUAUGACGUCACUUCCGAAACUGUGGCCUUUUUCCCGGUACUACCUUGUUAGGGUAUACACGCUGUGAAAAUGGGUCGUAGACCGGCGAGAUGUUAUCGCUACUGUAAGAACAAGCCAUAUCCCAAAUCCCGUUUCUGUCGUGGUGUACCUGAUCCCAAGAUUCGUAUCUUCGAUCUUGGCCGCAAGAAGGCACGUGUGGAUGAAUUUCCUCUCUGUAUUCACUUAGUAUCUGACGAGUUUGAACAAAUCUCUUCAGAGGCUCUGGAAGCUGGUCGUAUCUGUGCCAACAAAUAUUUGGUGAAACAUUGCGGCAAAGAUGCCUUCCAUCUAAGAAUUCGUUUGCAUCCCUUCCACGUCAUCAGAAUCAACAAGAUGUUGUCGUGUGCUGGAGCUGAUAGGCUUCAGACCGGAAUGAGAGGUGCUUUUGGAAAACCCCAGGGUACAGUUGCCAGAGUUAAUAUUGGUCAGGUGAUCAUGUCUGUACGUGCCAAGGAGAUGCAUGAACCAAUGAUUGUUGAGGCUUUAAGACGUGCCAAAUUCAAGUUCCCUGGCAGGCAGAAGAUUGUUGUCUCCAAGAGAUGGGGUUUCACCAAAUGGAACCGUGAUGUCUUUGGUCAGAUGAGACAAGAUGGUAUCUUAGUGACUGAUGGUGUGAACGUGCAGUAUAAACCAGACCAUGGACGCCUCCAUUUAUGGAAAACUCGCAUGGCAGCACUUAUGGCUGCUUAGUUUUAUGAACUACAUAACUGGAAAUAAAAAAACAAAAAAAAUCUUA
This is a messenger RNA of Octopus bimaculoides (California two-spot octopus), 809 nucleotides long. RefSeq names its product large ribosomal subunit protein uL16. Lineage: Eukaryota; Metazoa; Mollusca; Cephalopoda; Octopoda; Octopodidae. Gene Ontology annotation, cellular component: ribosome. The record is from RefSeq and is a predicted model, not a curated record. Gene Ontology annotation, biological process: translation. Gene Ontology annotation, molecular function: structural constituent of ribosome.